AAAGGGUGUCCAAUGCAAGUAGUGUCGUAUCGAACGUGAAUUUUUACCACCUUCCAAGUAGUGCAUCAACGCUCUGCCGGACGUAGUUGUGUUUUGAUUUGAUUCAGGUUCAAUGGCAGGUUCGAGUGUUUGACAUAAUGAUGACGGUCCAGUUAGUGCUCGUGUACGUUGUUUUAUCGUUGGCGUUAGCCACGCUCCUCUGCCUACGAUGGAAGCGAAGGAAGCUGUACGCAGCGGCAGCCACAAUGGAUGGACCACCGUGUGUGCCGUUCCUCGGGCAUGCUUAUCUUCUUUUUGGCAAGCAAACUGGAGAACACAUUAUUGAAGUAUUCGACAAAUACGCACCGCGGUACAGCUCUCCAAUUGGAAUAUGGAUGGGACCGAAGCUUAUUGUCGCUAUCAAAGACAAUCCCGAAUACUUCCAAAAGGUUAUGAACUCACCCCAUCUGUUGAGCAAAAUGGAUCAGUACAACUUUUUCCGAGCGGAGAACGGUCUCCUUACCGCUCCAGAACAUGUGUGGAAAACCGAACGCAAGUUGCUCAACCGUUCGUUCAGCCCAAUGAUGCUGUCCAGCUUUGUGAAUAUUUUCAACAAGAAGGAUUUGAUAUUGGUGGAAAAUCUUCGGAGAUUUGUUGGAGCUGGUGUUUUUAACUCACAACUAUACAUCUCCAAGUGUACCAUCGAUGCGCUAUUUGAAAACGCAUUUGGCAGAGAUCUUGGCACCCAAGCACACGACGGACACGACGAGUAUCUACAGUGCUUGGACACGUUUCUUUCGCUAGUGUUCAAGCGAGUUCUUCAUGUUGAACGCUAUCUGGAAUGCAUCUAUCGCCUUACGAAGGAUUAUGCAACCGAAUCGAGAUGCGUAAACAUCAUCAGAAACAUGUCGCUCGAUCUGAUGAAAGAUGUGAAAGAAAAUGCACACCAAGCUCAACAGCAACCCGUGGAAGAAACGUACGGAGGCAAGCCGGCUCUGAAUUUUGCUCACAGUCUAUCCAGCUUGGCAAAGCACAAUCCAUCCCUAACGGAGGACCACAUCAAAGAUCAUAUCGAUACGAUGAUCAUAGCUGGUCACGAUACGACUGCAACCACAAUUGCAAACCUGCUGCUAAUGCUGGCAAUGCAUCCCGAGGUGCAGGAAAUGGUGUACCAGGAGGUGAUGAGCGUGUGUCCAGACAAAUCGAAACCUGUGACGAUGGAAGAUGCCAACAAUCUCGCGUACACGGAGAUGGUGUGCAAAGAAACGAUGCGUCUGUUCCCUGUAGCACCAGUCAUUGGAAGAAAGUGCGCUGCGGAUGUUAAGCUGGAUGACAAACACACCAUUCCGGCGGGCUGCUGUGUAGCGCUCGGCAUCUAUCAGAUACAUCGAGACCCGACGAUCUGGGGACCCGAGCCAGGAAAGUUCAAUCCCGAUCACUUCCUACCGGAAAGGGUAGCUGAGCGACAUCCGUACGCGUAUCUGCCGUUUAGUGGAGGACCUCGGAACUGUAUCGGUAUCCGGUAUGCCUGGUUAUCAAUGAAGAUUAUGAUUGCCCAUCUGGUGCGGAACUAUCGCUUCAAGACGCCGCUCGUGAUGGAGGACUUAGUUUUGAAGUUUGCAAUCGUGCUGAGAAUCACGAAUGGGUGCCUCGUAUCGAUUGAAGAUCGCCCCUCUAUUCUUGGCGAGGCGCUAGACAGUGUAGUGCAUGGUGAACGUGUUAGUGCGGAUAGUGCGAACGGAGUGUUUAAAUCGGCCGUGCUCACGAGACUGUGCACCGAACCCCCAAAGGAUAUGGCGCUGCAGUUGGUGCUGCUGUACAUUAGUGCGGCAUUGGCAUUGGCCACCUUGGUUUGCGUGCGAUGGAAACGGCGGAAGCUGUACGCGGCGGCCGCCACGAUGGAUGGACCACCGUGCAUGCCGCUGCUUGGUCAUGUGUAUCUUAUCUUCGGCAAAAGAUGUGGAGAAGAUAUUUUACAGGUAUUGGACCGAUACGCACCGCGAUAUAAAUCCCCCAUCGGAAUAUGGAUGGGACCACAGCUGAUUGUCGGUAUCAAGGACAAUCCUGACUAUUUCCAAACGGUCAUGAACUCACCCCACAUGCUGAACAAAAUGGAUCAGUACAACUUUUUCCGGAUUGUCAAUGGACUUUUCGCUGCGCCAGAUCAUACGUGGAAAAAUGAACGCAAGCUGCUCAAUCGCUCGUUCAGCCCAACGAUGCUGUCCAGCUUUGUGGAUAUUUUCAACGAUAAAGACUUUAUAAUGGUCGAGAAUCUGCGGAAAUUCGUCGGGAAUGGUGAAGUUGAUUUACAUUUGUACAUAGCCAAGUGUACCAUCGAUUCGAUAUUCGGAACGGCCUUUGGCAAGGAUCUCAACACGCAAGGCAACGAUGGCGCUGACGAGUACCUGCAUUGUCUAGACACAUUUUUCUCGCUAGUGUUUAAGCGCAUUCUUCAUCUGGAACGCUAUUCGGAAAGUAUCUAUCGCCUUACAAAGGAUUACGAGCUUGAAACGAACUGUGUAAACAUCAUCAGAAACAUGUCGCUGGACCUCAUGAAAGAGUUGAAAGAAAAUUACAAAAACUCUAAGGCUACAGUGAAAGAAGAUGCGUACGAGCGCAAGCCGGCUCUGAAUUUUGCUGAAAAUUUGUUUGAGUUGGCAGAAAACAAUCCCUCCCUACCAGAAGAUCAUAUCAAAGACCACAUCGAUACGAUGAUCGUAGCUGGUCACGAUACGACUGCCACCACCAUGUCGAACCUGCUGCUAAUGCUGGCAAUGCAUCCCGAGGUGCAGGAAAUGGUGUACCAGGAGGUGAUGAGCGUGUGUCCAGACAAAUCGAAACCUGUGACGAUGGAAGAUGCCAACAAUCUCGCGUACACGGAGAUGGUGUGCAAAGAAACGAUGCGUCUGUUUCCUGUUGGCCCUCUGAUCGGCAGAAAGUGUGUUGCAGAUGUUAAGCUGGAUGAUAAACACACCAUUCCGGCGGGCUGCUGUGUAGCACUCGGCAUCUAUCAGAUACAUCGAGACCCGACGAUCUGGGGACCCGAGCCGGGAAAGUUCAAUCCCGAUCACUUCCUGCCGGAAAGGGUUGCUGAGCGACAUCCGUACGCGUAUCUGCCGUUCAGUGGAGGACCUCGGAACUGUAUCGGUAUCCGGUAUGCUUGGUUGUCGAUGAAAAUUCUCAUCGCACAUCUGGUGCGAAACUAUCGCUUCAAGACGACGCUCAAGAUGGAGGACUUGGAGAUAAAGUUUGCAAUCAUUCUAAGAAUUAUGAACGGGUGCCUCGUAUCGAUUGAAGAUCGUAGCUGUAGUCCUGUUUAGUUAGGGUGGCUAAACCAGCUGUAGCAGCUGGCUCGAUUAAAUUGUGUCCAGGAGCAUAAUGUAAUCUGCCAUACGUACUGGUUACACCUACUAUGUAACUUCCGAACUAGUUGAUCGUUUUGAAUUGAUAUCCUAUAUCGCUGUAACCAGAAACGAACGGCUUGUGAUUGCACAAUGGUGACAAAGCGUUAUGAAAUGGCUGACGAAAGUGUAACUCAAGACUAAAAAAGGCGUUUCUAUUGAAGAGGCACUGCAAACCCAUCCUAAUAAAUUACACCUUGAAAUAAGUACCGAUCAUAAGUUACAUGCAAUAGAUUCUAAAUUCGUUUGUAAUACUUACAAAAAUUCCAAAUGCGCAAUAAAUCAUUCGUAGUAUGGUUUGGAAUUGUAAAUUGUAAUAAUUUCCUGAAUAUCUUUAUAAUAUGCAAAAACCUACUCUAAUAUCCGUGUAUGAAACGAGUAAAUCACUAUUUAAUCUAAUGCAGUCAGUCUUGAUGAUGUCAGUGAUGUUAUGUCAUCGAAGCUCUCGCUUAUAAAAAAUAAAUGUAGUUUUAGACAAAUUUAAACUGUAUGCCACGUACUUGGGAACGAUAUUACUUUAAAUGUAAAGGUACGAUCGGUUUCAUUCAGUACUUCUUUGAAUGCUCGAAAUAUUUUGCUAGCAAUGAGAAUCAGGUUCACAGAUAGGUUAAACAACUAACAAUAGUGCCGAUUAUGUGACUCAACUGCUUGAGAAAAAGUAUCAAAAAUGCUCAUUUUCUAUUAUGAUCCGUGUUAGAGCACUCGAUUAUACUCUGGUUUGAUAUAUCGAACUGAACGAAGGUCAUUUGCAUUACCUGACUCAAACGGAGACCGUUUUUUGUCCAACAGCUUUCCGUUAGGUUGAAGCUACGGAAAGCGUUUUGUUAUACGGUUCAACUACUAAAUUAAUAUAUUUAAACCACACGAAUUGCAUGUAAUUACAUUCAAAAGAGAUUUUUUGUAAUUGUUCACUGAAAAGGGUUGGAAUAACAAAAUACAUAGAAAUUAGAUAUAAUUUCUGUGUAUUUUGUUAGUUUUUAGCAAGCUCUACUUUUCAUGACAUUGCCAAACACAUUUAAAGAACAAUAAUAUGCCACACGUAGAAAAAAAAAUUGAUACGAGACUUCCUGCGUUACGCGUUGCAGUUGUUUUGACAAACAAAUCCAUUUCAGAUCAAUUUGGUAGCAAUGUCUCGAGUCAACGAAAGAAGUCUCUA
Anopheles merus is the source of this 4536-nucleotide messenger RNA. RefSeq lists its product as uncharacterized. Gene Ontology annotation, molecular function: oxidoreductase activity, acting on paired donors, with incorporation or reduction of molecular oxygen; monooxygenase activity; heme binding. Bases 138 to 3299 code for a protein of 1053 amino acids. The transcript is spliced from 11 exons. NCBI's taxonomy places the organism in Eukaryota, Metazoa, Arthropoda, Insecta, Diptera, Culicidae. The record is from RefSeq and is a predicted model, not a curated record.